AUUGAUGGAUUGUAUUUUGAGUGUUUCAGUCAGUCAGUAUGGGUAAGUUAGCAGUUCUCUCGUUAGUUGCUGUUGCUCUGGCAGUAUUCAUCGGAGAAAGAAUCGGCUCAUUUAGACAUUUAAUGCUUUCCUACAGAGAACUAACCAAGAAUUACCUUUCGAACUGCCAACUAAUUACGGGCGUUGAGUUUGGGGCUGAGGACAUCACCAUUCUUGAAGAUGGAUUGGCUUUUCUGAGCACUGGCUUGAAGUAUCCUGGUGUACCAUACUACUCAGAAGACCCUGGAAAGAUCUAUACCCUGAAUCUGUUGGAUUUUAAACCCAAAAUCGAAUCACUGAGCAUCAAAGGAGACUUUGACAAAGACUCUUUUAAUCCACAUGGAAUCAGCGUGUACAUCGAUGACAAAGAUGGUGCAAUAUACCUAUUUGUUGUUAAUCAUCCUCAAGGCAAAAGUCAAGUGGAGAUUUUCAGAUUUGUCAAUCAUGAAAAUGCCCUUAAACACAUCAAAACCAUUAAGCAUGAACUACUGCAUAGUGUGAAUGAUAUAGUGGCUGUGGGAACUGAAAGCUUUUAUGCCACCAAUGAUCAUUACUUCACCAAUGACAUUCUGAAGUCUUUGGAGCUGCUUUUUUCUUUGCCGUGGUGUGAUGUGGUUUAUUACAGUCCUGAGACUGUGCAGGUUGUGGCAGGAGGAUUCUUAUUUGCUAACGGUAUAAACAUCUCUCCUAACAAAAGGCAUCUGUAUGUGUCAAAUUUAAUGAAACACAAAAUUACAGUAUUGGAAAUACAGAAAACCACUGAACUGUCUCACGUAAAGGAAGUUGAUGUGGGAUCACUCUGUGAUAACAUUGAGGUGGAUCGUGAGUCUGGAGAUUUGUGGCUGGGUUGUCAUCCAAACGGUUAUAAAUUGUUUUUUUCUGAUCCAAAUGAUCCGGCUGGCUCUGAGGUAAUCAAGAUUGAGAACAUCCUCUCUGAAAAGCCUAGAGUGACUCAGGUGUAUUCAGAUGACGGAAGUGUGAUCAUCGGCUCAUCAGUGGCAGCUCCAUAUAGAGGAAAACUGCUCAUCGGAACAGUUUAUCAGAAAGCUCUCAUCUGUGACCUUAAAUAGUGAUACUUACAAAUGAACAUUAAUAAUAAAAAUUCUUUGAAAGAA
Messenger RNA from Danio rerio (zebrafish), 1154 nucleotides. RefSeq names its product paraoxonase 3, tandem duplicate 2 (gene pon3.2). Gene Ontology annotation, molecular function: arylesterase activity. Lineage: Eukaryota; Metazoa; Chordata; Actinopteri; Cypriniformes; Danionidae. The record is from RefSeq and is marked validated.